GCUUUAAUAAAAAGCUGUGCUGCUAGUGGUAGCUUUUCUCUCUCAGCGUGUGAGUGUGUGUGAGUGUGUAUUCUCCUUUAGCUUUAAUCACGCACUGCUGCAGCAAUGGCCCUGCUGAAAUCGAGCAAGGUUCUCUCAGCUGUUGGGGCGUAUAGCCCCGCUCUGGGAGUCUUUCCUCUACGGGCAAGCUCGUGGUGGUCUGAAGUACAGAUGGGCCCACCUGACCCCAUCCUUGGAGUGACUGAGGCCUUCAAGCGUGAUACCAACCCCAAGAAGAUGAAUCUUGGAGUGGGGGCUUAUCGUGACGAUCAGGGAAAACCCUAUGUUCUCAACUGCGUCCGCAAGGCUGAGGCCCAGAUUGCGGCUAAGAAGCUGGACAAAGAGUACCUUGCUAUUGGAGGCCUGGCAGAUUUCAACAAGUCCUGUGCUCAGCUGGCUCUAGGAGCUGACAAUGAAGUCCUGAAGAGUGGCAGAAGUGUCACUGUCCAGACCAUUUCAGGAACCGGAUCUCUGCGUGUUGGAGCCAAUUUCCUGUCUCGGUUCCACAAUGCAGCGCGAGAUGUGUACUUGCCCAAGCCUUCAUGGGGCAACCACACACCCAUCUUCAGGGAUGCAGGCAUGCAACUGAAGGCUUACACCUACUAUGACCCAAAGACUUGCGGUUUUGAUUUCAACGGAGCCAUUAAUGACAUCUCGAAAAUCUCAGAGAAGAGUGUGAUUGUUCUGCAUGCAUGUGCUCACAAUCCUACUGGAGUUGACCCAAAACCAGAACAGUGGAAAGAGAUGGCUGAUGUGAUCAAGAAACGAAAUCUGUUGGUGUUCUUCGACAUGGCCUACCAGGGCUUUGCGAGUGGGGACAUUGACCGGGAUGCUUGGGCUGUGCGCCACUUUAUUGAACAAGGCCACAAUAUUGUUCUCUCCCAGUCGUUUGCUAAGAACAUGGGACUGUAUGGUGAGCGUGUGGGAGGUUUUACUGUUGUGUGUAAGGAUGCUGAGGAGGCCAAGCGAGUGGAGUCCCAGCUGAAGAUCCUCAUCCGUCCUAUCUACUCAAACCCACCUAUGAAUGGAGCUCGCAUUGCAGCAACCAUCCUUAACACACCUGAACUCUACAGUGAGUGGUUGGUUGAGGUGAAAAGCAUGGCAGACCGCAUAAUUAAAAUGAGGGAGAUGCUUGUCUCAAACCUUAAAAAGGAGGGCUCUACUCUUAACUGGCAGCACGUCAUUGACCAGAUUGGGAUGUUCUGCUUCACUGGCCUCAAGCCAGAGCAGGUGGAACGUCUAAUUAAUGAGUACUCUGUCUACAUGACAAAGGAUGGACGUAUCUCGAUGGCAGGUGUGACCUCCGGAAACGUGGCCUACCUUGCACAUGCCAUCCAUGCCGUUACCAAGUAAAUCAAAUCUGUUGAUGUUGUAUACUGUAGUGAAGAUAGACACGAAAAUGCUUCCCUUCAUUUAAACUGGGAUUUAUUUUGGAAGGGUGCUAAGUAGGACUAUCCUGUUUUCAUGUCAACUCAUCUUGAUAUUAUUGUUUACCUGUAAAAUAAAGAAAUUAAGGAUUGAAAGCAAUGCACUUAUGAAUUUCACUUUGAGCAAUGAUAAAAAUCUGACUAUUGAUAUUAAAGUUCCCAAAGAGCAGUAUUUCUUUAUGGCUCUAGUUUUAAUAUAUUGUCUGUUAUUUUUCUGAAUUUAAAGCACUUAAAAGUAAACUAUAUAAAGACAUUAGCAUGAGCCAGCUGGUCUGCCCAUUUACAGCAAUUGCAAUUUAUCUAAUGAUUGGAUUCAUGUUCUUUUGUCCCAGUAAACUCAUGGGUAUUUAAUUCUACAAGAAGCAAAAGCACUUUUUUUUAGUGGGGAAUGAGUUCAGAAGCGGUGGAUAACAGACUAGCUGCAGGGUAUGUAUUGGAUGUCAUCCAUUGUGUGUAAUUUGUCAUUGUUAAAGCACUUGUUCUAUUCCGCGAAAUGUAGAUUGUAUAUCUACAAGUUGUAUACUGUUACAGCUAAAUCAACAUUUUGGCAAAGAAUAAUCAUAAUUUCAAUUAUUUUGCACAUCUGAUUCAACUACUGGUGGAUAUGGAUUUUGUAAGUUUAAAUACAUAUAUAAAUAUAUAAAGAAUCUGAUUGGUCAUCAGUUAUUUAAAAAAGUCAAAAUGUUCUCAAAUGUGAAAUGUUCUAUGUAUAACAACUCUUAUUAUGUGCAGUAAACAAAUAAAGAUGAGCCUAUCAAACCAA
Silurus meridionalis is the source of this 2229-nucleotide messenger RNA. It is a transcript of the gene got2a, whose product is annotated as glutamic-oxaloacetic transaminase 2a, mitochondrial. Gene Ontology annotation, biological process: L-aspartate catabolic process; biosynthetic process. The record is from RefSeq and is a predicted model, not a curated record. The transcript has 10 exons. The coding region runs from base 106 to 1392 and encodes 428 amino acids. Gene Ontology annotation, molecular function: pyridoxal phosphate binding; L-aspartate:2-oxoglutarate transaminase activity. Gene Ontology annotation, cellular component: mitochondrion. Lineage: Eukaryota; Metazoa; Chordata; Actinopteri; Siluriformes; Siluridae.